Molecule: messenger RNA, 1845 nt
Organism: Pieris macdunnoughi
Lineage: Eukaryota; Metazoa; Arthropoda; Insecta; Lepidoptera; Pieridae
Source: the annotation of a GenBank genome assembly
AUGUUACUAUUAUCAAUAUUGUAUAUUCUUACGAUAGUUUUCGCCCAAGAUCCUGUCGCAAAUAUCGCUCAAGGCCGUGUUGUUGGAAUAAAAGUGUUUAUGGAGAAUUCUUUAGAACCAAUUGAAAUUUACUUUGGUAUACCAUACGCAGCUCCACCGAUUGGAAAACUGAGAUUUUCUCCACCAGAAAGACAUAAUGGUUGGAAACGGACUUUUUUCGCCCACCGUAUGGCGCCAAGUUGCCCACAAGUAGAUACAGACAGUAAGGAUUCCAGUGAAAAUUGUCUAUAUUUAAAUAUAUGGACAUCGCGGAGAGUGGAUGGGCAGCUUCAACCCGUUAUUAUAAUAUUUUACAGCGAGACAUGGACCGGGGGUAGUUUGAACCUACCAUGUCAAGAGUUGGCAUCUGAAGGCGUGGUAGUUGUAACAGUGGCUUAUCGACUUCACCUUUUAUCAUUUUUUACUCUAAAAUCAGUGAUAGCUCGAGGAAAUCUCGCUUUACUUGAUCAAUACAUGGCGUUGUUGUGGGUCCGGGAGAAUAUUUCCGCCUUCGGUGGAGACCCGACGUCAGUAACGCUCUUGGGUCACUCGGCAGGCGCUGACAGCGUUUUACACCAUGUGGUUUCACCGAGAACAACUGGGUUAUAUCAUCGAGUCAUAAUUAUGUCUCCGAGAAAUAUAUGGCAAGGAAUCUAUGAGAAUCGUAGUGUAACUGCAGGCGAACAAGCGAAGGUUUCAAAAGAGAUUGCACGCGCUAUAGGAUGUGUGAACUAUACUUCAAGAGAUGAAGAUAUUUUGCAAUGUAUGAAAGAUAAGCCUUUGGAAGAGAUUAUAAAAUUAUUUUCAAAUACCACGUUGGAAAAAUAUAUGCAACCUACGUCGGACGACUUUCUACCAGUGUCAAUGCAGUAUUUACCUUCUACUUUGGAAAAGGCGAUAAGACAUCCAAGUGGAUUGAAUGUACCAGUGGAUAUUAUGAUUGGCACUACAGAUCUUAACAGUUUAAGGCUUCGUGAUAGUCUAUUCAAGAGCUUUUUAAGGAAAAGUAACAAGCAAAUAUAUGAUUUUUCUAUGGAAAGUGUUUUACCAAAUAUUCUAAAUGUUCUUUUAUUGAAAAAUUCGGAAACUUAUCAAACGUUACAAGAAGCUGUUCGUUGGGAAUACUGGAAUCGAAUACAAGAAGAUAUAGACAAUUUUAGCGCAUUAGAGUCGCUUGGUUUUAUGGACUCUGUCGUAAACUGGGCCAUUGCAAGUUCUUAUUUAGCGGAGAAACUCGCUACACAAGUGCCUAGAGUGUAUGUUUUCCGAUACUCCUUUCCAUCGAAGGUUGACCUUUAUGGUAAUCGCCUAAAUUUCACAGGAGCAGUUAACGGCGCCGAUCUAAUUGCUUUGUUUGGUGAUGCAAUUAUACUUCAAGUCGCUAGAAGAUCUCCGACUAAUGAUGAGAAACAAAUAUCGACUUUUUUUCGAUAUUAUGUAAUGAAUUUUGUGAAGUUUGGGUCUCCUACAACGCAAGAAAAAUGGCCUCGGUUUACGGUGAAAGAUAAAACUAUCUUCGAAAUUUGUGACAACGAGAUUUAUAGUUAUUGUCGUUUCAAAAGUGUAAAGAAAGAUAUUUCCUUUUGGCUGCAAUAUUUACCGCAACUAGCAAACUCUACACUACGAAAUAAGGAAUAUUUUGAUAUGAUAGUUGGGUAUGGAGAUGGAUACAGACUACGCGGCGGCGUUUACGCAAUGUGUGGAAUAUCUAUUAUACUCCUUCUGAUGUUGUUUACAAGUGGCCUACUUCUGCGCAGAAGACGGUUUUAUCGACCAUCGUCCGUUGAUUCACAAAUUGCUUAUUAG